Cylicocyclus nassatus is the source of this 321-nucleotide messenger RNA. The record is from the annotation of a GenBank genome assembly. Lineage: Eukaryota; Metazoa; Nematoda; Chromadorea; Rhabditida; Strongylidae.
AUGAAGCUGGUGAUGCAAAUCGACGUUGAAAUUUAUAUGAUUUCCUGGUAUGCAUCUAUGACUGCCAGUCCCAUAGCAACAGGAACGGCUCUGCUUUCCCCGGAGCAAAUCAUGCUCACAGAAAUUGUCGAUGCCAUCACAGUCUCCUGCUGCACCCAGAGGCUCGGAACCUCGAACAUAACACCUCACGGAUCUCUUAAAGCAGUCAUUCACUCCGAUAAGGGGAACUUACUUGACAGUAUGUGCUGUUGUGCCGAGCAAAUCUUCAACGAAGCUGAUAGAGACCUGCUUACUCACGCACGCCGACGAUUUCGCUGCUGA